Molecule: messenger RNA, 1173 nt
Organism: Cryphonectria parasitica EP155
Lineage: Eukaryota; Fungi; Ascomycota; Sordariomycetes; Diaporthales; Cryphonectriaceae
Product: putative short-chain dehydrogenases/reductase
Exons: 2
Coding region: 35-1051 (338 amino acids)
Biological process (GO): secondary metabolic process
Source: RefSeq, a predicted model, not a curated record
CACUUGGCAAAAUCAAUUAGUUCUUCCGUCCACCAUGCCCGAAUUAUCCACCGUACAAGCUUCAAACGCCAGCCUUGCCACCAGCCUUCCAGCUGGAUUGGUGGCUGUCUUUGUAGGUGCCACCAGCGGCAUAGGCGAGUAUGCCCUCAAGGCCUUCGUCAAGGAAACUACAAGUCCCAAGGUUUACUUUGUCGGCCGCACUCAAGCCGACGCAGACAGGGUUGUUGCCGAUCUCAGGAAGUUGAACCGCCAGGGAACCUACAUUUUCAUCAGGUCGGAUGUCGCCUUGCUGAAGAAUGUCAACGAUGUAUGCGCCCAGAUUCUGGCCAAACAGGAGGCCAUCAAUCUCUUGUUCAUGACUCAAGGCACCAUGGCAAUUGAGAGAACCGCCGAGGGCUUGGCUCCAGCCUAUGUUCUACCAAUCACGUCUCGUGUUCUUUUCAUCCUGAAUCUCCUGCCAGCCCUGCAGAAUGCAACGGAAUUGAAGCGCGUUGUCUCGGUCUUCGCAGCAGGGUUUGAGGGCCCAUACGACGACAAGGACUGGGCAAAUUUCCCUGUCAAGAAUCUCAUGAAAAGCCGUCCUCACCUCGCGACCAUGAUCACUUUAGCACACAGCAUCCUAGCGCGACGGGCGCCCGACAUCAGCUUCGUCCAUGACUUCCCUGGAGCCGUCAAGACCGCCUUCGGCAAGGACGCAAAGGGCAGGAUGGCUGUAGUCAGGAACAUCUUCAACUUCAUCGGACAUUUUGUCAUCAAGUACUUGCCCCCCGAGACGUCCGGGGCGCUUCAGAUCUACAACGCUACCAGCUCGCGUUUCCCACCAGCAAGAGGUGGCGCUGACGGCGUGCCCCUGUCAAAAGGCGUCAAGGUUGCUAGGGGCAUUGACGGGAAGCUAGGCAGCGGUGUGUAUUCUGUUAAUGAGAACUGCGACGAUGUGUCGCUAGAGAUUGACAGGCACAUUGCCAAGGCCAAAGCUGAUGGUGCAGAGGAGAGUCUGUGGGCCCAUCUCACUGGGGAAAUCCAGCAACACACUGGCAAGAAUUUCGAUUAGUUGAUUACUUGAACUUCUUGCAGACGCAUAUGCGGGUGAAAACCUUAAUACCCUUCCCUUAUCUCUAUCUAGAAUCCCAGCACAUACAUGUCAUCAGUCGUUACAAAAUCGCUGCUCUAGUC